Molecule: messenger RNA, 2010 nt
Organism: Rotaria sp. Silwood1
Lineage: Eukaryota; Metazoa; Rotifera; Eurotatoria; Philodinida; Philodinidae
Source: the annotation of a GenBank genome assembly
AUGUUUCCAGGUAUACCUCUAAUUCAGAAUACAGCUUAUUUACAAUGGUUUGAAAUGCAACGACGUCGAUUUCAAGAAAAUCAUAGAGCUGUUAAACGCAAAGGCGCUGUUGAAAUUGAUCCAGUAGAACAUAUUUAUGCUCAUCCAGAUUGUACUGAUAAAUUAAAAGAUUUUAGUUCAAUUGGUGUACAAACAUUAUAUGAUGUUAUUCAACAUGGUUUACAAGCAGGUGGUAAUCGACCACAAUUUUCAUAUAGAAAAUCAUCCGAUGAACCAUUUCAAUCUUAUACGUAUAAAGAUGUGCUUCAAAUAAUGCAAGAAACUGGUAGUGGCAUAGCUAGUCUUGGUCUUAAAAUAUCAAAUAAAACAUUCAUUGGUAUAUAUGGUUCAGCUUCAGUUAAUUAUGCAUUAACUUUAUAUUCCUGUUGGCCAUUUUCAUUAGUACCCAUUGGUAUAUAUGAUUCACUUGGUCAAGACGGUGUUCGAUAUAUAAUAAGACAUGCUGAAGUUAAAUUAAUAUUUGCUGAUGAAUUAACACGUGUACAUAAUUUAAUUGAAUGGAAAGAUGAUACAUUAGCAUUAAAAAUAAUAAUUACAUUUAUUGAACCAACAUCAGAAUUAUUGAAAGCAGCCGAAGAAAAAAAUCUUAAACUUUUAACAUAUGAUAAAUUAAGAGAAAUAGGUCGAAAUAAUUUAAUUGAUUUUGUACCACCAAAUGUCAAUGAUACUGCUCUAAUUAUGUAUACAAGUGGAAGUACAGGAGAACCAAAAGGUUGUAUAAUUACACAUGAAAAUUUUAUUACUGCAAUGUUUGGUUGUGCUGCAGCUAUCGAUUUAGAAUCAUUAGCAAUCAAUGAAGUUCCUCGUGCAUUAAAUUUUUUACCAAUGGCACAUAUGUUUGGUUGUGGAACAGUUGUUGCAAUAACUUAUUUAGGUGGAGAAGUUGGAUUUUGGCAAGGUAAAGUUGAUAAAUUAUUAGAUGAUUUUCGUGAUUUUCGUCCAACAUUACUUUCAAUCGUGCCACGUUUACUCAAUAGAUUAUAUGAUAAAGUUCGAUCAGAAAUUCUUAAAAAAGGUUUACUUGGUCGAAUUUUAUUUCGUUUAGCUAUUUAUAAUAAAUUAGCAUUAAUAAGACGUGGAGAUUUUUCACAAAAUACAAUAUGGGAUAAAAUUUUAUUUGAUAAAAUUCGUCGACAAUUUGGUGGACAAAUUCGACGUGUUGUUUCAUCAAGUGCACCACUUUCAGCUGAAGUUUGUCAAUUUGCUCGUGCAGCAUUUUCUUGUUUUCUUAUUGAAGCAUAUGGACAAACAGAAUGUGUUAUUGGUUGUUGGCAAACAUUACAUGAUAUGGAAUCAGGUGAAACAGGUAUUCCAACUAUAUUUAAUCAUAUUAAAUUAGUUGAUGUACCAGAAAAAGAUUAUUAUGCUGAAAAUGGUGUUGGAGAAAUAUGUAUAAGAAGUAAAGCUGUAUUUAGUGGCUAUUUAAAAGAUGAAGCUAAAACACGUGAAGUUAUUGAUGAUCAAGGUUGGUUACAUACAGGUGAUGUUGGAAGAUGGACACGACAUAAAACAAUGACAAUUAUUGAUCGAAAAAAAAAUAUGUAUAAGCUAAGUCAGGGCGAAUACAUCGCACCGGAAAAAAUUGAAGAUGCAUAUUCACGUAGUCAAUUUGUAUCUCAACUAUUUGUUUAUGGUGAUUCAUAUAAAAAUUUUCCUGUUGCUGUUGUCGUAUUAAAUGAAGAUUAUGUUAAAAAAUGGAGUGCAAAAGAUGAUAAUACUCGAUGUAAUACUGAAGAAAAAUUAAAACAAAUCGUACUUAAUGAUAUGCUACGAGAAGGAAAAAAACGUGGUUUAAUGUCAUAUGAACAAGUUAAAGCUAUUGAAUUUAUUAAAGAACCAUUUACAAUUGAAAAUGGACUUUUAACACCGACAUUUAAAUCACGACGAUUUGCCGUAGAAAAAAAAUAUAAAGACUUUUUUAUAAAGUUAUAUAAAAAACUCGAUGGUUAA